Messenger RNA from Andrographis paniculata, 870 nucleotides. Its product is annotated as calmodulin-like protein 11. The record is from RefSeq and is a predicted model, not a curated record. The transcript has 4 exons. Gene Ontology annotation, molecular function: enzyme regulator activity; calcium ion binding. NCBI's taxonomy places the organism in Eukaryota, Viridiplantae, Streptophyta, Magnoliopsida, Lamiales, Acanthaceae. The coding region runs from base 138 to 596 and encodes 152 amino acids.
AUACUUGAGGAAGCCUUGGCUGUCCCAUUAAUUCUGCAUAUAUAUAUAUAUAUAUAAAGCCAGCAAGGAUUGAGCUAUAUUUUCUCCACAGCACAGCUUUCUUUCUGUUUCUCUCUGAUCAGAGAUUGUGGCCGGCAAUGGCGGAAACCCUAGACGAAGAGCAGAUUGUUGAGUUUCAGGAAGCCUUCCGUCUCUUCGACAAAGAUGGAGAUGGUGCAGGUUGUAUUACAGUGGAGGAACUGGCGACAGUGAUAAGGUCGCUGGAUCAGAAUCCGACAGAAGAAGAGCUCCUCGACAUGAUGAACGAGUUCGAUUCCGACGGCAAUGGAACCAUCGAAUUCAACGAAUUCCUCAACCUCAUGGCCAACAAAAUCAAGGAAACUGAUGGAGAAGAAGAGCUUAAAGAGGCUUUCAAAGUAUUCGACAAGGAUCAAAAUGGAUACAUCUCAGCCACUGAGCUUCGUCACGUGAUGAUGAAUUUAGGGGAAAAAUUAACCGACGAGGAGGUGGAACAAAUGAUAGGAGAGGCAGAUUUGGAUGGCGAUGGCCAAGUGAAUUACGACGAAUUUGUGAAGAUGAUGGCGACCAUGGGAUAGCUCGAGAGGAUCACAACUUUGAAAAAUAACGAUUGCAGAUAUUCGUCUUAGAAUAAUUAAAACCCGGAAGAUAAUUAUUGAUUAAGAUUUAAGAUUGUCGAAAUUAAUUUCAUUUGUGUUUGCUUAGUUCUUGAAAAUGUUUUUAUCUAGUUUAUUUCAUUUCAUUAGUAUUGUUCAAUUUGUUACAGAAAUAGGUUGGGUUUAAUUAAUUGUUGAACAAAUAUUUUGUAUUCUUUUAUUAUUAUUAUUAUUUUUUGUCUCGAUUUAUUACAUU